AGAUUUGGGGUUUUUGAUUUUAUUACGUGUAAAUGCUUAUGUAAAGCCCUUUGAAUUACUUUUGUGUAUGAAAUGUGCUUUAUGAAUCAAGUAACCUUAAGCCUUUACCUGCAAAUCCAAAAACGCUCAUUAACACAGAGAAAAGUUUCAGAAUUGUGCUUUUAUUUUUGCCUUACCAAGUGGCAUUACCAGCCAAUACGUUAGGGAAUAAUCAAACAUUAAUGCAGCCAUAGUGUUAUUCAACUCUUUGUAAACUUUGUGGACUGUUCAUCUUCAUUCAAUAACAUUGUAAGGACUUUUGGAUAAAAGGAAUCUAGGUCUGGCACAUCUGUCUCCAUAUGCUGAGGGGGUGGGGGAUAUAUUUUAUGUUUAUAUAUAUUAUAAAAGCAUCAGUGAAAGUAAAUAUUUCUGGAAAAUUAAUUGACAGAAAUUCUGUGAAACGAUACAAAGGACAUUUUCCCGUCUGAGACAUCGGCAUUCUGGACAAAAUAUGAUGAUAUUUUGUCCACAAAACGUUAGUAAUACAUUUUAGUUGUGCAUUAUCUCCCAUCAUCUGAGGGGUGCAGAAUGCAAGGCAGAAGUUAUUAUCAAAUUGUUUUUGCCCACAUGCAUCAAUCCGACAGUCAUGCAGCAAAGGCAAAACCAUUCCAGGGAAGUCAGGUUUUAUGGCUGUCACCUUAACCCCACAUCUUAAUGUUGUGUUAUAGGCUUUGUGUCGAGGUGUUUAAAGGUUUUUCUCCUCCUCAGGUGUUGUGUGUUCGGAUGUGUAUCUGUCUGGCGGGCCUGCCACUGGCCUCAGAGGCAGGCAGACUGCGCUGUGGUUCUGAUCUGCUCAAAGACCUGAUGUUUGUCUGCGGGGAUCGUGGAAUCUAUUUAGGUAGAGGAACAUGGUCCGGUUAUGGAGGUCGGCCCAGGGGGAAGGGGAUCGUGGAGCAGUGCUGCCGCUCGCCUGGCUGUGGACUCCAAUAUCUGGAGACAUACUGUGCCAAACCAAAGAGCCAGCAGGCCACCACAGCUCCCCCUGCCCCCACUACAACCAUCCCUGCCUCCACCACUGCCAUCCCUGCCCCCACCACAGCCAUCCCUGCCACCGCUACAGAACAUCUGUCCACCCCGCAGACAGAUAUGGCUCAGCAGUUCCAGGCAUUGUUUCAGAGGAGAAUCUCUGAGCACCUAGGGGCCCCCGACAGGGCAACAAAGAAAAAAACUGUGCCUUCCUCUCAACGGAAAAGCAAAGGUGUAUCAUCACACAGGAGGAAGAAGACCAGGAGUUCAACCAGCAGGCCUUUGACGACCCCCGGGAGCCCACCUCCAACAACUACGGCUUCAAAAUCAUGACCAUAAGAAGUUACUGGAUCGCACCCAGCACGUUUGAGAGACGGAUGCUCAACUUUAAGAUCUUCUCUACUGAGUAAGGAAGGUUGAUAAUAACUAACAGAGUCUUAUGGGGGACACAGAUGGGGAAGUCCUCAGCUACAGGAGAGACACACAGAGAGUCCUGACUCCAGCUCCAGGCCAGCUGCUGUUACACUCCAGAGUUUUUAGCCGUGACAGCCAUGUCUGCAAUACAUCUAUUCUGAAAGCUGAUGUAUUCAAAUUAAGACUGCCUUUAUUGAUUCAGUUCACGCUGGUGUUAUUAUACAAUUACACACAAAGGCCUGAAAAUAAACACACAAACAAACCGGCUCCUGGAGGUGUCAGAACGAAGGGGCUGCCAGUGCUCCAGUGUCCUGAGAGAGAGUUGGGGGUUCGGUGCCUUACUCAAGGACACCUCGGUAAAUCGCAGGAGGCUACCUGGUACCUCUCCAGCUACUAGUCCACACCACUUUUUUAUUUUUCGUUCCAUAGCGAGAUUAGAACCAGUGACCAUUCGGCUCAAAGAUCUCCAUCCAUGUUUUUGGUCCAAUCGGGACUUGAACUGACAACCCUUUAGUUCCCAAGCCAAGUCUCUACAAAUUGAACUUUGAUCCCCAAGUUUAGUCUGUGUUAACACAUGAUGGACUUACGGGAAAUGGUGUUUGUUAAAGGCUGCUACCACAUCGCUUGUCCACUGCAAAGACUUAGUAAGCUUUUAGGGGUACACUUUAUCACCUAAUAGGUUUUUUCUGCAAUACAGUGGUAAAUAUAUUUAGCAAUUAUGAAUGAAUUAGAAUUUAUUUGUAGUGUUUUUGUGUCCACUUUCAAACCCUUCCUGAUGGAAAUAUAUUUGUCAUUAUCCACUGUGUGUGAGUGUUUGUGAGUGUGUGUUUAAAAGAAAAGUAUAUUUGAAUACUUUUAUAGCACUUUUAACUGAAUUCCUGUGUGUGUCUUCACCAUGUGGGUCAGUUGUUCUGAUAUGUAUCUUUGUUUUCUGUCUGAGACGAACAAGUAUUGUGUUUUUCAUUUUUCUGUUGUGUGUGAAAUAGCUUAACACAUUAUUUAUUUAUUUUACUACCACAACAUACGACUAUAAUAAAUCUCAAAUCAUAUCAA
This is a messenger RNA of Eleginops maclovinus (Patagonian blennie), 2472 nucleotides long. RefSeq names its product insulin-like growth factor 3 (gene igf3). Bases 694 to 1338 code for a protein of 214 amino acids. Gene Ontology annotation, cellular component: extracellular region. NCBI's taxonomy places the organism in Eukaryota, Metazoa, Chordata, Actinopteri, Perciformes, Eleginopidae. Gene Ontology annotation, molecular function: insulin-like growth factor receptor binding; hormone activity. The record is from RefSeq and is a predicted model, not a curated record. Gene Ontology annotation, biological process: insulin-like growth factor receptor signaling pathway; regulation of protein phosphorylation; positive regulation of cell population proliferation. The transcript is spliced from 3 exons.